Messenger RNA from Thermothielavioides terrestris NRRL 8126, 3018 nucleotides. RefSeq lists its product as uncharacterized. NCBI's taxonomy places the organism in Eukaryota, Fungi, Ascomycota, Sordariomycetes, Sordariales, Chaetomiaceae. The record is from RefSeq and is a predicted model, not a curated record. The transcript has 2 exons. Bases 1 to 3018 code for a protein of 1005 amino acids.
AUGCCGAAAACGCGAACAAGGCGGGAGCUGCCCAGUCGGACGAGCUUGAGCGAGCAGGCGAGCCCCCCCGACGAGGGAGGCGAGGAGAGCGAUGGCUAUCAAGCCAGCCAUCACACCGAAGAGAGCGAUGGCUACGAAGCUAGUCAUCACAGCGAAGAGAGCGAUGGUUACGAAGGUAGCCAUCACAGCGAGGACGGCCACAGCGAAGAGAGCGAUGGCCGUGAAGAUGGCCGUCACGAGGAAGACGGCAAUCGCAGCGAAAACCGCGAUAGCAGCCACGCCAGUGACGGCGCCGAGAGUGAGGACUCCGACAAUGGCGACGACGAGUCGUCCAAAGGUCGCGGUCGUCGCGCCGCGGUCAAGUCGCGCAAGAGAAGGCGUCGUCGCACCUCCACCAGUGAGGACGAGCGCCGUCCCGACGUGCCGCGCAGAAUGAGCCGCAGCCUCGACAUGUUCGUCCGCGAGGCGCCCAAGAUGGUCAGCCAGGCACAGCGCUGGAUGGCCAAAAAUCGCCGGCCCAUCGCCGGCCUGGACCAAGUCAAAGAGCUGCUCCCGAGGCUGCCACUCGGCGACAUGUGGACGGCUAAGGACCGUGCCCACGUCGAGAGGCUCUGGGACGAGGAUCCCAUGCGCGAGCGGUUGCUUGACCUCGACCGCAACAAGGACAUCCUCACGCUGUACAAGGCGUGCCUGCGCCUGCUGCGCUGUCUGCCCGAGGACAUCAUCAGCUGCCAGUUCGACCUCGAGUACGACACGGACCAGAACCGGACCUCGAAGACUAAUGGUCGCCCGGGUCUCGUCUGGAGCGCGACGUUCUGCGACGCCCUGACGGCGCUGAUCGUGCAUCCGCUCUUCGAGGGCGAAGUCGCUGUGCUGGCGGCCGCCAUCCAAUACGCCGUCAUCGUCGACACCGGCGACCCCGGCCCCUUCACCGUCGAGGUCCCGGACGACCAUUUCCUGUCCCGUCUGCAGGCCCUGCAGCGGCAGCAGCCCGACAAGCCUGUCGUCGAGCUCAGGCGGGAGCUCCGCUCCGCCCGGCAGCCCAACGCCUUCGGCUUCAAAGUCCGCGGCACACGCUCGUCGCUAGAUCGACUCUUCGAAGCCCUCGAGCGCCUGGCGCCCCGCCGUGACGGCCGGCCAGAGGCCCGCAGGAAGGCCCCGCAACCCUUCCUGGUAGACCGGCGCCACCUCGCCAUGUUGCAGAAGGCGCUCGACUCCAUGGCCCACUUGGGGUUCCCCGUCUUCAUGCCUGGCAACGUUUACAACCGUGGCAUCAACGGCAGGCGGGCCGUGAAGGACUACCCGCAGCGCGCGGACCUGCGUGCGCUCCGCAGCUACGCCAUCCUGCGCGAGCGCGAGCGCGUCCGGUAUAAGGCUCGCUUGCUGGGUUCCGCCGAGCCCCGCGAUGACGCCAACACCGCCGCCGCCGUCGACAGCGACAGCAACACGAAGGACGGACUCCGCCGCUCCAAGCGGUUGCAAAAGCAGGUUUCCGGCGAGCUCUUCAGCGCUGACACUUGCGCUCGUUUGGCCUCGGUUGACGACGACCGUGGAGGCAUCGCCGCGUCCCCAAUCUCGGUUUCGGAGCCCCCCAGCGACGCGGAGAUGCCGGACGUUCAAGUGCCUGCGAUCGCUGGUACUCCGGCCGUCAGCGAUCUGUCAGAAACUGAGCGUCCGUCCCAAUCCCCGGAUCCGGUAGUGUCCGAGCUUGCUUCGCAACCCCCAGGGGACGAGGACAUGCCGGACUUCCCAGACGUCGUCGACAUGGAUGCGGCCCCCCUUGUGGACGACAGUGUUUCUGGGACUCCCCGUGACGUUCCCGACGAAGAGAGAGAGGUGCCCUCCGAGGACAGGCUGGUUUCGGUCUUUCAUAACCGCGAUAUUAGGGAUCCAGAGGCGUUUACCACCGUCCCCAUCGUCGAGCAAACCAUGAGCGACCAGGAAUCGCAUCGAGACAUGGCCCACCAAGAUCGGAAUAAGAAGAACACCAUGGCCGCUGCUUUCGCCGCCAUCCGCGAUUGCGAGACUGCGCUCGCGCUGGCGCAUGCUCAGUGGCCCGAAGUUGGCUCCGACCCGGAGUCCAAAGCAAGAGAAUCGGGCGUCGCCUGCGCUGUCAUCGUGUUGCGACACGUGCUCGCCAAUCUCGUGUACACACUAAGAGAGGAGUUUCUCGAUGACGUCCGAGGCGACUGUUCCGACAGCCACAACGUCCUGUCGACGACGUGUCCGCUGCUUGCUGCGGCGCUUGCCCUCCACGCUGACGUCGCCGCGGGACUCUGCACCCGCAUACAGAACUCGCUCAGCCCGCAUCAGCUCACGUUCGAGAGUCUGAUGACGAGCGACUCCAUGCAGGCCGCCGCCUGGAGCAGCGACUGUUUCCGCUUCUUCAACGAGUCGUUCUGGCGGGUCACCGAUCUCGCGCCUUGGCGCGAUGUUCCCGGCCACAUCAAGCUGCCCACCGACCAGGAGUUCCUCACCUGGGACGGGUCUGGGCCUGGAAGUCUUUCCGACCACGUGAGCCGCUUCAGCCAUCUGAUCCAACAUAUUGAAACCGGCUACCAGCUGGUCAGGUUUGUGAAUGCGCCUCCGGUGUUGCGGCUGCGGUUCUCCACCCAGGACCGCAACCUGAGCUUCUACGGAGACCUCUUCGAGUUCCGGCUGCGGUUGUUGCGCGUCGCAGAAGACGACCCCGCCGAGGUCACGUACCGCUGCGUUGCCGUCGUCCGGCUCCGCGAUGCGCCAGACGGGCAGGACAGUCUACGCCUCUACCGCGUCGACGGGUCUGUGUACCAGCCCCGGAACGAGGCGCCGUGGUCCCACGACUUUCGCGUACAGGACGGAGGGCAGUACAUGCUCUUUUUCGUUCGGAGUGACGCACUCCCAAUUGACGUCAAGCCUCUGUCCGACGGUCUCUACCACCCGAACGCCGAGUAUUCCAAAAUCGCCUUGGCGUUCACUCAUGCGCUGGUAAUGGAAUGCUUGGCCGGCACAGGAGAGAUGGGCGACACGACCCUUUAA